Molecule: messenger RNA, 1314 nt
Organism: Dermacentor silvarum
Lineage: Eukaryota; Metazoa; Arthropoda; Arachnida; Ixodida; Ixodidae
Product: calcyphosin-like protein
Exons: 4
Coding region: 437-1081 (214 amino acids)
Molecular function (GO): calcium ion binding
Source: RefSeq, a predicted model, not a curated record
CCUCCCUUCUGUCUGACACACCGGAAAAGAAAGACUGUAAUGCGUGACGAUUGAAAACAUUUGUCUCUCGUACAUACAAUCUGUUCUCCAACAAUCUUUUACGUAUUAUAAAUCUUGCACAAUGGUGAUUACAUCCACCUGUGGUCGUCGUGAUCGCUGUUCGUUGCGUGAACAAUCGUAGUUUCAUUAUACUUUUCGAUGCUGUUUCCAGAGAGCGAAAGAACGUUGCUUCUCGCUCAAGCUUCCACACGAGCGCGUUGUGUGUCAAAUACUUUGUUGUCACAUAGGUAUAUCGGUUCCGGUCAAACGUGUUCAGUGAGUGUCCUUUUGUUUUGCAGUUAUCCGUCUACGAAGGCGGUUCACGGACGCGUUCGAAUACAAUUUUUUUUUCUGCACCGCUUCUGGUCGGGUGACCAAACCGAGAAGACGACGAGCCAUGCCUCGACCGGUGUCCGCCCAGACUAGGAACGAGAACGUCAUGAAGCUCACGGCUGCCAGGCAACUGCACAACACGUCGGACGCCGUGGAGAAGCUGCGUCUCCUGUGCCUUCAGCGGGGCUCGGCCGGAAUUCUGAGUCUCGGAAAAGUGUUCCGUCGGAUGGACGAUAACGGCAGCGGCGACCUGUCUCGCGACGAGUUUAUCAAAGGAUUGGACGACUCCGGCAUGGCGCCCUUUCUCGAAGCCGAGGACUAUGACAAGCUGUUCGAGCUGUUCGACGCGGACAACUCCGGGGCAAUCAAGUUCGACGAAUUCAUCCGCACUAUCAGACCCAAAAUGAGUCCCAGCCGAGAGGCGUUGGUGACCAAGGCAUUCCAGAAGCUGGACCGUUCGGGCGACGGCCAGGUGACAUUCGAGGACCUCAAGAGUGUCUACAACGUGCGGAACCACCCCGAGUACCUGAAUGGACAGAAGACGGAGCGAGAGCUGUUGAACAAGUUCCUGGCUACUUUUGAACAAGGGGGUGUCGUCGACGGCGUUGUGACCAAGGACGAGUUCUUCGACUACUACUCGGGCGUGAGUGCUUCCAUCGACGAAGACGCCUACUUUGACCUGAUGAUGAGAACCUGUUGGAAGCUAUAGCCUCGACUGCACACCACGUACACCCGUGCAACUAUGCUUUCCUCCUCAUUUCCACGUCUUUUUUUUUUUUUUUUUUCACGUUGGUUCACCGACUGCUCCCCGCGAGAUGACUACAUUGACUGGGCACAGAUAACGCUUCGAUGUGUCGCCAGGGCCAAAUGAUUAAAGUGAUUAAAACGAACACUAAUUCUGCAGUAACGUCGCUUGACGUGGCUUAAUGUUGACACUGUAUA